Molecule: messenger RNA, 1548 nt
Organism: Penicillium cataractarum
Lineage: Eukaryota; Fungi; Ascomycota; Eurotiomycetes; Eurotiales; Aspergillaceae
Product: Major facilitator superfamily domain general substrate transporter
Exons: 4
Coding region: 1-1548 (515 amino acids)
Biological process (GO): transmembrane transport
Molecular function (GO): transmembrane transporter activity
Source: RefSeq, a predicted model, not a curated record
AUGACGGUAGACGACAUGAAAGAGGCACAGGACUUGGCAUCCUCCGCGCCAGCGGCGCGUGAGGCGCAUCUCGUCUUGAUUCCUCAGCCUAGUACCCACCCCCGCGACCCCCUGAACUGGUCUACGCGGCGGAAGUACAUUAUCCUAUCGGUGCUUUGCUUAGCUUCGUUCUCGGGCGCUAUUGCGCCCUUGUCUGGGCAAUUGAAUCUCGCAGAUCAAGAGAAGCUGUACCAUAAGACGAAGCUACAGGAGUCCUAUGCGAAUUCGGCUGCCCUGGCCGGUAUGGCCGCAGGGCCAUUCUUCUUCGCGCCCAUCUCCCAUCUUUUGGGUCGCAGCUCGGUCAUAUUCUGGUGUGUGCUCUGCACGCUUGUAUGCCAGGUAUGGGGAGCAGUGAUGACCCACCCGAAUGACUACAUUCCGUACAUUCUCUCCCGGCUGUUCUCUGGGUUCUUCGGUGCAGUGCCGACAGUCUUAGGUCCUCGUGUUGUCACCGACUUGUUCUUCUUGCAUCAGCGUGGUCGUGCUUUUACUGCUUUGCACAUGUCAUUUUUGUUCGGAACGAUUGCUGGCCCAACAUUCUCGGGCUUUAUUUCAGCCGGGGCCUUUUUCCCUGUUGAGUUCUGGUGGACGGUUGGUCUACUUGGAUUCACCCUGAUAUGCUGCUUCCUGUGCCUUGAAGAGACCGGUUUCAACCGUGAAUAUCCUGAGAAGAACCCGGAGGUUCCAAUUUCAUUUGGUGAAAACCGGGUGGCCACUUUCUUCUUUGGCCAUCGAGUCGUGCAGCCGACCACAUGGAAGGAAACGGCAUGUAUAACCAUCCGUUUGGCCAAAAUUGGGAUCACCCCUAUCCUCAUUGGCAUCUGCCCUGUCACUAUUAUUAUGGGCAUCUUCACCCUCAUCUCCUUCGGCUUCUACGUCGGCGUCAAUGCGCUCACCCCUGUCUGGCUCCAGAAGUCCGUCGCCGAGGGUGGCUAUGGUUUCACCCUGAAGCAAAAUGCCGCUUUUACAUUCUGUCACUGGAUCGGCAUCAUUUUCGUCCAGUUCUAUGGGCACUACUUGAAUGACCGCCUCCCUCUCGCUCUUGCGCGUCGCUGGAACAACGGUGCUUGGAAACCUGAGUAUCGCUUGCAUGUCCUCUGGCUCCCUAGUCUGAUUCUCAACCCAAUCGGUCUGGGUAUCUUCGGUGCCGCUCUCCAGUACCACCUUCACUACAUGGUCCUCGCACUAGCAGUGUUUAUCGUGACAAUCGGAUCGCUUGCUAGCGUGCCUGUUACGGUGAAUUAUGUCGUCGAGUGUUUCACCAAGUACCCUGCAGAGGCGGGCAUUGUGAUUGGUGCUUAUCGUAUUGUGUACGGACUCACGAUCAGCUUUUACAUCAAUCCUUGGGUGGAGGCGGUCAAUGUGGGCUGGGUAUACGGGAUGAUGGCAUUCUUUGCGGUGUUCUCAUUCUUCUUUGUGAUGCUCUUGAUGUGGAAGGGGCAUGCCAUCCGCGGGAUUCAAUUUUCAAGUCUUGCGUCGAGUGAGGAAGGUAAAAAGUUGGUGGAGUAG